AUGGAGUUCUUCGACGAGCGCCCAAAAAAGAAGAGACGCUUCUUCGUAGACGGGCCUGAAGACCCUGCGGACCAGCAGUCCCUCGCUGCCUCAAUCGACACCUCGUCGAGACCAACCUCAGCCACCUCUGCAGGCUCAACUACCGAACAGAGAUCCAGCCAAACCGAUGCCGGGGACAUCAAGUCUUCUAUCGCGGAUGGCGAGCCGUCUUUUGACGCCGACACAUUCCGGGCUGUUAUUGGAGAAGAUAUCGGACAAGCAACAAUCGAGACUAUUCAGGCUGCGGCGAAUGGAGAUUUAGAGAGGGCCAUCAAUAUGUAUUUUGACGGAUCAUGGAAGAAGAAAUCUACUCUUCCUCCCACAGCAGCCACAUUGCCUUCGAGACUCGUGGAUACAUGGCUCCGCCCUUCAGCAGAAGCCGGCUCCAAGACACCUUCAAAACCGCCUCUCGAGAAAAGAGAAUCGAUUGACACAAAAGUCACACUCCAUUCGAUGCCCGCAGAACGCUACGUGGGUUCCUUUGGUGUAGGAGCCUGGAUGACGAAGAGCGGAUCAAAUUUGCUGGCACACGGCGAGGCAAUUCGGAUAGAACGCUCCAGAAUUGCGCCCAAGACAAAGAUUGGAAAAGGAGGAAAACUCGUACCAUUCGUGGGCAGAAACCAGAAGAAUGAUGUUGUCACAAGAUUCACAAACGCGAAAGGAGAGGAAUUAGGUCGUCUACCUGAAGAAACAGCUAAAUGGGUGUCAUCAUUGAUCGACCAGAAAAUAUGUCGUUUCGAGGGAACUUGCGUUUUUGCACCUGAUCGCGUGAGGGUCAAUGAUACUGUUUUCAUUCAAUUGAGAGCCUAUCUCCUUCGGUCGGGAUUUGCAGCCAGCGCUUUCGUGAAGCCCGAAGAUGACAACAGGGCGACAGGGUUUUUUGAAGAAAAGGAAAGCAGCGAGGAGAAAGAUCUCCGGCUUCGCCAGGUUGCCCUUGUGAAAUUGUUUGAGGAGGUGAAUCUCAAUCCAACGUCUACAAAUGCAAUGAAUGCCAAAGAUAAGAAAAAUGGCAUUUUGAAAGCUGCCGAGGUUGCUGAACGCUUCGACAAGGACAAGGAUCCCAAGAGCACUCCAGGAAUUUCCACACCGAAUUCCGAGGAAGAAGAUGGCGAGGAACUCGAAGAAGACCAAUUAGAUAUGCUGUAUCAGAAAGCCCAGUCUUUUGACUUCAACACUCCAGAAGCCGAACCUGUCUCGUCUUUUGCCUUGGACUUGAGAAAGUACCAAAAGCAGGCACUGCAUUGGAUGCUCGGAAAGGAAAGAGAUCAGAAGUCUGAUUCCCAGCAGUCGAUGCAUCCGCUGUGGGAAGAAUAUACUUGGCCAACGAAAGACGCAAAUGAUGUUGACUUACCAAUAGUGGAAGAACAGGAUCACUUCUACAUCAACCUGUACUCGGGAGAAAUGAGCCUAGACUUCCCUGUGCAGGAGCAGAACUGCCUAGGUGGUAUUCUAGCAGACGAGAUGGGUCUCGGAAAGACCAUCGAAAUCUACAGUCUUAUUCACUCUAAUAGAUCCGAUGUUGAUCUUGAGGCUGCUUCCAAGCUUGCAAAAUCCGUCAAUCAAUUGCCUCGUCUGCCGCAAUCUUCCACUUCUACUGAACCUGGACCCUGCACAACGCUAGUCGUGGCACCCAUGUCAUUGCUCGCGCAGUGGGAGAGCGAGGCGGUCAAGUGCUCCAGACCUGGGACUUUGAGGACACUGGUCUACUAUGGUAGCGACAAGAAUCUCAACUUGCCUACCAUCUGCUCUGUAUCCAAUGCUAAUUCUGCUCCGAAUGUCAUCAUUACAAGUUAUGGAGUCGUUUUGUCCGAAUUCAAUCAGGUCUCAGCGGCUGGUGGGGAUCGUGGUUCUCAUGGCGGUCUCUUUUCAGUCGACUUUCAUCGGGUCAUUCUUGAUGAGGCCCACACGAUCAAGAACAGACAGGCAAAGACUUCAAAAGCUUGUUACGAGCUCAAGGCAAAACACCGAUGGGUACUCACUGGUACGCCAAUUGUGAAUCGUUUAGAAGAUCUUUUCAGUUUGGUACGGUUCUUGAAAGUCGAACCGUGGAACAAUUUCUCUUUCUGGAAAACGUUCAUCACAGUACCAUUUGAAUCAAAGGAAAUUGCACGUGCGCUCAACGUGGUGCAGACUGUCUUGGAACCUCUAGUACUGCGAAGAACUAAAGAUAUGAAAACCCCCGAAGGCGAAGCUCUCGUGCCGCUCCCACCCAAGAUCACAACUAUUGUGGAGGUUGAACUUUCUCAAACAGAAAGAGAAGUAUAUGACUUGAUCCUGACCCGUGCUAAACGAGCCUUCAAUGAAUCCGUUCAAGCUGGCACGUUGAUGAAGUCGUACACCACCAUCUUUGCACAGAUUUUACGCCUCAGGCAGUCUUGCUGUCAUCCCGUGCUCACCAGGAACAAGGACAUCGUUGCUGAUGAGGAGGACGCUGCAGCUGCCUUGGCAGCAGAUGUGAACGGUUUCGCGGAUGACAUGGAUUUGCAAGAUCUUAUCGAUCGCUUCACCAAAGACACGACUCUUGCAGCCAAGGAUGAUACUUCGAAUAAAGAUCCCAUUAGCUCUUUUCCCGCCCAAGCACUCCGCCAGAUCCAGGAUGAAUCGGGUGGUGAGUGUACUCUGUGUUAUGAAGAGCCCAUGGAAAGCCCAGCUGUCACCACUUGUUGGCAUACCGCAUGCAAAGCAUGUCUCGAAAAAUAUAUCUCGCGUCAAUUAGAGCAAGGGGAGAUUCCUCGCUGCUUUCAGUGCCGCGAAACCAUCAAUCCUCGAGACAUUUUCGAAGUCGUCAAACACAAUAGUCCUUCAACAUCAUUUGAGUCUGAUGGUGACUUAUAUGAGGCUGGAGACGUUGCAACCAAAGCAACCAGAAUCUCACUAAGCAGAAUACAUCCAUACUCUCCAACAGCAUCCACUUCGGCAAAGAUUGCAGCACUACUGAAAAACCUGUCAUCCCUGCCAAAGGGUACCAAGGCGGUCGUAUUCUCUCAGUUCACAUCAUUUUUGGAUCUCAUUUCACCACAGCUUAACAAACACGGAUUUGAGCACCUCCGAUUCGAUGGAACGAUGUCACAAAAGAUUCGUGCUCAAGUCAUUCGAAGCUUUAGUGCCGAAAACGCGUCGGAUCCAAAGGCUCCACGAGUUCUACUCCUGUCUCUUCGAGCAGGUGGUGUGGGACUCAACCUUACCGCCGCUAAUUAUUGCUACAUGAUGGAUCCUUGGUGGAGCUUCGCCGUUGAAGCACAAGCUAUUGAUCGAGUGCACAGAAUGGGACAAACUCAGAAUGUCCAAGUGGUACGGUUUGUCACCAAGGAAAGCAUUGAGGGGAGAAUGCUCCGCAUUCAAGAACGAAAAAUGGCGGUGGCAGGAUCUCUAGGUGUUGGCCAGUCUGGCACCGGCGAGUCAGAUGAGGAGAGGAGAAAGAAGCGUAUUGAAGAGCUGGAGAUGUUGUUGAGUUGA
This is a messenger RNA of Exophiala bonariae, 3495 nucleotides long. It is a transcript of the gene RAD5, whose product is annotated as DNA helicase rad5. The transcript has a single exon. The record is from RefSeq and is a predicted model, not a curated record. Gene Ontology annotation, cellular component: nucleus. NCBI's taxonomy places the organism in Eukaryota, Fungi, Ascomycota, Eurotiomycetes, Chaetothyriales, Herpotrichiellaceae. Bases 1 to 3495 code for a protein of 1164 amino acids. Gene Ontology annotation, molecular function: zinc ion binding; hydrolase activity, acting on acid anhydrides, in phosphorus-containing anhydrides; ATP binding. Gene Ontology annotation, biological process: DNA repair.